Messenger RNA from Cucurbita pepo subsp. pepo (vegetable marrow), 784 nucleotides. RefSeq names its product histone H3.3. Gene Ontology annotation, molecular function: protein heterodimerization activity; structural constituent of chromatin; DNA binding. NCBI's taxonomy places the organism in Eukaryota, Viridiplantae, Streptophyta, Magnoliopsida, Cucurbitales, Cucurbitaceae. The record is from RefSeq and is a predicted model, not a curated record. Gene Ontology annotation, cellular component: nucleosome.
GUUUGGUUCCCCAUUCUUCGCAUUCAUCCGUAUUUUGAAAGAAAUCCCUAUCUAUCCGAGGACGAAAAUUCUCUCUAGCGUGUCAAGCCCCUCCUCUUCUUCCAGAUGGCUCGUACGAAGCAAACUGCUCGCAAAUCCACAGGUGGAAAGGCUCCCAGAAAGCAGCUUGCUACCAAGGCUGCGCGUAAGUCGGCACCCACUACUGGAGGCGUGAAGAAGCCACACAGAUACCGCCCAGGAACAGUUGCUCUUCGAGAAAUCCGCAAGUACCAGAAGAGUACUGAGCUUCUUAUCCGCAAGCUCCCAUUCCAGAGGCUUGUCCGAGAAAUCGCACAAGAUUUCAAGACAGAUCUGCGUUUCCAGAGCCACGCGGUUUUGGCGUUGCAAGAGGCGGCUGAAGCUUACCUCGUUGGGCUGUUUGAAGAUACCAAUCUCUGCGCCAUUCAUGCCAAGCGUGUUACAAUAAUGCCGAAAGAUAUUCAACUUGCCAGAAGAAUCCGUGGUGAAAGAGCUUAACCAGAAUCUCCAGAUUAUAAGAACUAUGCGUCGAUCUAUAAAUGUUUUUUAUUUUUAUUUUUUUUCUUUUUUACGCUCCAAUUGCAAUCAAUGUGUAAAUUGUGUUUUGAUAAUAAACACAAUCCUAGUUAUACAUUUAAGGACAUUGUUAUUUGUGUCAACUACGAUCCUCAGCGGAAUUCAAAUCGAGUCCUUCGUUGACACAUCUAAGUAAUUGAUUAUAUGUUCUUGGUUAAAUGCUAUGUUUAAUUAUAUCUUUUACUUUGAA